AUGGUAGUGUUGCCUUUUAAACGCUGUGGCGCGGUUGAGUAAAUUUGUUUUCGCGUUGUGAUUUUAAAAGGGGUGGCAAAAUGUGUUGGUCCCAAAAAUGCUGUUAUGUGAUACCGGCGAACAUUGGAUGUGUGCUGAUGGGGAUUUGCAGUUUUCUAGUAUCCCUCUUCAUGCUAUCAGGUUCCAUCGCUUGCCUCAUCAUCAAGGAUGAAGAGACCAGGCAGCUGUCUACUCCUCAAGUCCAGUACAUGCAGACCUUUGGGCUGCAUCUAUCGAUGACUUCAGUUCGCAUCCUGAUGGUCAUAGCUAUUGUCGUCGCUUUAUUCGGAAUGAUGUUUUCUGUCAUGCUGGUUGUUGGUAUUUUAAAGAACAAACCAAGCUUCGUGCUAUGCUACUUCGCGUUCGGCAUCAUCAUCACGAUCGUGUGUCAGCUGUGCGCUCUGCUGGUGCUGCUGGAGAACUGCUGGAUUCUGGCUCUGAGCCUCUUCAUAGUGUCAUUAUUCCACAUUCACUUCCUGGUGGUCGUGCAUACGGUUUACGAGCUUAUGUUGAGGGGCAAAGACUUCAGAUUCCACCAGCAAGCCGAAGAUGUGGAUCCCCUUGCUGAUUGCUUCGACGAAGAUACUGAGAGACUCUAGAAUAUUCUUUAGUCAUUUAUUUUAAGACUUAUGUUAUAUUUUCUGAGAGAUUGUACAUAACUGGUAAAAUUCUCGAAUCUAGGUAGCCGUCGAUAAGAAUUCAAUAGUGUUUCGUCAAAUUCUAUCUAUAUAUUUUUUUCUGUAUCAAUAUCGGUUACCUAAGUGGAGUUUAGUAUCUCUGCUAGUUAGUACUACUAGUACCUAAUUUACUAAUUUCCUUGCUGAGGGGGGAUGAGAAGUUACUUGUUUUACUCGAGAGCAAAGAUUGUUUUCUAAACUUCCGUCUUUUGUUUUUGUAAAUAAUUUGGCCUGUUUAAUAAGAAGUUUGUGAGUAUCUUUUCAAUAAUUCUUGGAUCUCACUACUAUGGAUACCAUGGCCUAACUAUGACCCUACGUUUGAAAGAAGCUUAUAGCGAAGGUGCCUAUUUCAGCCUAUUUAUAAGUCCAGGUGUUAUAUUGAUCGGAUACCAAAGAGAAUGUAUAACAGGUGAUUACCAACUAACCAACCCGAUAACAUUUAAGAAAUAUGUGCCUAUAGAUAGAGUAAGGAGUAAACGGCAGAUUGUCCUCACUUAAACAGAGUACAAAGUGCCUUAUAUGAGGAUAAGUUAUAUAAUAAGUAAUCACGUAGAUUUUAAUAAUAUCUCGAUAAAGUAAAGUUGAGUCAUUUGUUCAAUGUAAAACCUAAAAAUUGAUGGUAAUGAAACUACGUAUGUCUUGAUAACAGUAUUAUAUAUUUUUUAUUAUAAAUAGACGUAUAGUGACAACUGUAACAAACUUAAUGACUAGCAUUUUAUGAAUAAACAUUUUUGUAAUUAAA
This is a messenger RNA of Helicoverpa zea (corn earworm), 1458 nucleotides long. RefSeq lists its product as uncharacterized. The transcript has 4 exons. The record is from RefSeq and is a predicted model, not a curated record. Bases 81 to 638 code for a protein of 185 amino acids. NCBI's taxonomy places the organism in Eukaryota, Metazoa, Arthropoda, Insecta, Lepidoptera, Noctuidae.